Messenger RNA from Dreissena polymorpha, 651 nucleotides. RefSeq lists its product as uncharacterized. Bases 1 to 651 code for a protein of 216 amino acids. The transcript has 8 exons. NCBI's taxonomy places the organism in Eukaryota, Metazoa, Mollusca, Bivalvia, Myida, Dreissenidae. The record is from RefSeq and is a predicted model, not a curated record. Gene Ontology annotation, biological process: lipid transport. Gene Ontology annotation, molecular function: lipid carrier activity.
AUGGGAGAUGUACAGAGAGGCAAACAGAACGGCAACCUUGACGUUUCUGCAGCUCGCACCCAGAUCGCCAGUCUUCUUACAAACUUGCAGAGACUUGAGAAUGACCACACCGUCCCAGAUGAUUUACUGAAGAGCACCAUCCAGUCAGUAGUGUUAGUCAGAGAUAGUCUCCCUGAUUUGACUCAACAUGCUCAACACAGCAGUCAUUCAGUUGAUCGUUAUGGCGUGCCAUACAUAUCAUUCAGGAUUCGGUCUGUGAACACGACCUCGGGAGGCGGUGUCCUACACCAGUUGAUGGUCGAUAGUUUCGUCCAGCAUUCCGAAAACGGGUUUGCUGAAGACAACCCGUUGAAGUGGAAUCUCAAUAAAAGGUUUUACUUCACCAUCAGCUCCGCGGGUCUAGUGCAUUUUGUGCAUUUUCACCCGCAAGAAAUCCAAGAGCUUAUCACGCUCAAGAAAGUCCUUGCGUCGACCUUGACCACUCGAGUGCAGUUUCAAGACGGCCAAUCAUGGACAUACGACUCGAUGGAAGAAGAUCACGCAGGUCAUUUGGAACACUCAUACGAGGCGAUCAGGACGAGCGAAGGCUUGAAGCUAGUCAGGUCACACAGGAGUCUGACUGACGUACACAGAAUGCACUAUAAGGUAUGA